Molecule: messenger RNA, 1695 nt
Organism: Saitoella complicata NRRL Y-17804
Lineage: Eukaryota; Fungi; Ascomycota; Saitoellomycetes; Saitoellales; Saitoellaceae
Exons: 2
Coding region: 1-1695 (564 amino acids)
Molecular function (GO): protein binding
Source: RefSeq, a predicted model, not a curated record
AUGGCUACGACGCCUACGAGAUCUACGUCGGCAAUGAGACCGGGAAUUCUGAGUUCCUCGCCGGUGCCGUUGCCCACCUUCAAGCGCGUUGAAGGCGGAAAUCUUCAAGAAGCGCGAUACCCGACACCACAGCCCUCUUCCUCGCUUUUCCUCCCAUCAUCACCACCAGCAGCCAUCUCGCGCCGCCCGCACCUCUCAGACCGUUCAACAUCUUUCCUUGCCUCAUCACCACCUCAGCAAGCCUACGAGACCCCAGCACCAGUCGAGCGUCUUCCCGUUCUACAACCUCGCGCGGACGGGACGCCUAUGCUCCUCGGCCGUUCCUCUGCUCGCUGCGAGUUCCAAUUGCCAAAAAAUAACCCUCAAAUUUCUCGUACGCAUGUUUCACUGACUUAUUACCGUCCAACACCACACCGCUCAUCCAGCGUCGCGUCUGAAGCGCCAUCUUCCGCGUCUAGGCGUGUCAGGUUCGCUGAGCCGGAACAGCGCGGAGAGCUCGUUGUCCGUUGUUUGGGAUGGAACGGAUGCAUUGCUAACGGGGUUCAGUUGAAGAAGGGGCAGACGUAUGCGUGGAAUGGCUCAGAUGCGAUCCUGCUUGACGUCUGUGGAUGGAAGGCACAAGUCCACGUUCCUGUCGAGGAAGGCGAUGGUGAUGAGACUGAGGAAGAGGAGUGGACCGCUGACCAUACUCAAGUCGAGUCGAGCCCGUUCACGGCUGAGGUCAAGCAGCUUCCUGUUACCCCUGUUAUGACUCUGCCGGAAGUUACUGUGGAUGCGGAGGAAAUCAUCGAUGUUGAAAGUAGGAGUGGAAGUCCUACGCCUGCGCGUGGAUCUGGCUCUCUCGAGCUUGCGACGGCGGACGAUGUUACGUCAAGCCCCCAUGUUGAGGACGAAGAAUUCUCAGCUAUCAUGCCCUCAUCUCCGCCCGCUGCCAUUGAGGCGUUUGAUGAACAUGACAUCGAGAUUUACGAGGAUGAAGAUCUGCGUGAGACGUCCAUUUCCCUUCCUGGGCCUACGCCCAUGGCUAUCGACGAGGAACCUGAGGUGCAAGAGUCCGCUUUGACUGUACUGGAAGACGAGGAGGAUGUCACUAUUGAUUCUCCUGCUCCGGAACGCAUGGUCUUGCAGGAACGCGAGAACGAAAAGGAGAUGAGGGAAAAGAAAGAGCUCGAGAUCAAGACCGAAGCAAUCGAAAAGGUCAAGAAGCCUCAGCUCAGCGUCGAUGUCGACAUCGAGACCACCGCAGAACACGCCGACCUCUCCAGCACCCUCUCCUCUUCAGGUCUUACCGCCGAAACCGACCCCGAACUGCCCGACAAAAUCAUCUCAGCCCUCGUUUUCACCCCCCAAAAAUCCACCCCCCUCUCCUCCCUCCUAGCCGAACUCCCCUCCCACACAACCGCCUCCUUCAUCCGCUCCCUCUCCCCCUUCGUCGCCGAGAUCCCGCGAAAGGGACGGGACGCGUCAGGCAAGAAACUCGAAAGUGAGUUUUGGUAUGAUAUCGAUUCAGACCCGUGUGAGGAGCGACAAGAGAGGUUUAGGCCGUUUGUGAAGGGGGUUAGGGGUGCGAGGAGGGUUCAUAAGCAGUAUUAUUGGAAGCCGGUUGUUGUUAAGCCGAGUUUGUAUACUGGGAAGGUGGAGAAAGUGCCUGGAGGGGAGGAGGAGGGGAGGAAGAAGAAGAAGAGAAAGUUGUGA